UCGCUUUAUGAUCUAAACAUUUGACUUUUUUUUAUUUUAAAGAAUAUACAGAUGGUCGGUUUGGUGCGCGUGUGUCUUCCGCGGUUCGGACGAUAAGAUCCAGUGGAGCGUUUUUCUGGCUGCACCACCUACUUGCCACCAAAGAUGGCGGUUUGCUGAGUGCUCAUGGAUACACACACAUUUCGCGGCUAGCCGUUAUCGCAUCCAAAACUCUGUAGACACGCUGAAUUCUGGACGAGCCAAAGUUUUCCCGAGCCCGUAGAAGCCCACUUGUCCGACCGCUACCAUGCAGAUCACACUAAAGACUCUGCAGCAGCAGACGAUCCAGAUCGAGAUAGACCCUGAACAAACGGUGAAGGCUUUGAAAGAGAAGAUAGAGGCGGAGAGAGGGAAAGAUAACUUCCCCGUCUCUGGGCAGAAGCUGAUAUACGCCGGGAAGAUCCUGCAGGAUGACACGCCCAUCAAGGACUACAAAAUAGACGAGAAGAACUUCGUAGUAGUAAUGGUGUCGAAGGCAAAACCAACAGCUGCCGCCUCACCUCCGACCACCUCAGAAGCCCCAAAACCCCCCGCGCAGGAGUCCGCCCCGACGACAACAACCACCACCACAUCCACAACAGCACCCGCCGCUCCAACCCCCGCCCCGGAGCCAGACCCCCCAGUGUGUCCGCAGCCCGCCAGCCAGCCAGCGAGCUCUGGAGAAGGCAGCCAGGGCCUGGACGCCUCCUCUGCCCUCGUGACGGGAGCUGAGUACGAGGUCAUGCUGACGGAGAUCAUGUCCAUGGGCUACGAGCGGGAGCGUGUGGUGGCGGCGCUGCGGGCCAGCUUCAACAACCCCCACCGGGCGGUGGAGUACCUGCUGACUGGCAUCCCCAGCAGCCCGGUCCAGGAAAGCAACCCUCCGGCUCAGGCGCCGUCCUCCGGGCCCGCGGACCCCCUGUCUCUGGCUGAAGGAGACAACCCCCUGGCCUUCCUGCGGACCCAGCCCCAGUUCAUGCACAUGAGGCAGGCCAUCCAGCAGAACCCGGGCCUGCUGCCCACCCUGCUGCAGCAGCUGGGCCGAGAGAACCCUCAGCUCCUGCAGCAAAUCAGCCAGCACCAGCAGCUGUUCAUCCAGAUGUUGAACGAGCCCAUCGGCGAGGGCGGAGACGUGCCUGAGGUGGCAGAGAUGGGGGCGGCCGGAGAGGAAGGAGCGCCCGUCAACUACAUCCAGGUCACACCUCAGGAGAAGGAAGCCAUCGAGAGGUUAAAAGCGCUGGGUUUCCCGGAGGCCCUGGUGAUCCAAGCCUACUUCGCCUGCGAGAAGAACGAGAACCUGGCGGCCAACUUCCUCCUCAACCAGGGAGCGGACGAAGACUGAAGAGUGGAGCGCACCUCUUCCCCCCCGCCGUUCCCAGGGACUGCACCCCCCUCCAGUCACUGUGCAGCCAAGGGGAGGGGAGGGGGGAGUGUGUGUGGGGAGGGCGGGGGGGCGGACACCAAGAGGGACUCGUGGCACGUCAGGUCAGGGCUGAGGGAGGGGGGCACCAGUGGACGAAUCGGAAUAUCCACCUGAAUUCCAAUGGAAUGUGUGGGAAGAGAUUUGAUUUGAUUUUAGAAGCUUUGUGAACGGUGGGAGGGGGCGGGGCAACUGUGUGCGUGCGUUUGUGUGUGUGUGUGUGUGUGCGCGCGCGUGUGAGAGAGAUGCAGUUAAUCUGACAAACAAAAGAAUCGUGUAUCACUCUGCAUCAUCUGAGUGUGUCUGUGCUGCAGCCGGGCGCCAGCUCGUCGGUCGCCGUCCGUCCGUCCGUCUGUCUGUCUGUCCGACCGGAUCACGCCGCUCCUCUUCCCAGUCACAUCAAUCUUCCCAGAGUCACCGGCCCGGUUGUGCUGCGUGACCACUUUGCAUCAUGUGGGUCCACUUUGAUUUCCUUUCCAGUCCCGUCGCGUGUGUGUGUGUGUGUGUGCGCGCGUGCGUGCGUGUGUGUGGCGGCAGUUUGUACCGACGACUGGCCUGCAGCAUGGACGUCAUCUUCGACUUUGCUGUGCUCCAUUAAACAUCAGCAGUCUUUCAGCCGUCUGCGCCUCUUUUCUCCUCCCCAUCUGAACUGACGUCUGUUCGUCACGUGACUGACGCCCGAGUCUGCUGCCACCUACUGUCUAGGAGCAGGUAGCUCAUC
This is a messenger RNA of Synchiropus splendidus (mandarinfish), 2159 nucleotides long. RefSeq names its product RAD23 homolog A, nucleotide excision repair protein a (gene rad23aa). Gene Ontology annotation, cellular component: cytosol; nucleoplasm. The coding region runs from base 287 to 1360 and encodes 357 amino acids. The transcript is spliced from 9 exons. Gene Ontology annotation, molecular function: proteasome binding; polyubiquitin modification-dependent protein binding; ubiquitin binding. Lineage: Eukaryota; Metazoa; Chordata; Actinopteri; Syngnathiformes; Callionymidae. Gene Ontology annotation, biological process: proteasome-mediated ubiquitin-dependent protein catabolic process; nucleotide-excision repair. The record is from RefSeq and is a predicted model, not a curated record.